Molecule: messenger RNA, 1389 nt
Organism: Colletotrichum fioriniae
Lineage: Eukaryota; Fungi; Ascomycota; Sordariomycetes; Glomerellales; Glomerellaceae
Source: RefSeq, a predicted model, not a curated record
AUGGUUUCCCCUGCCAUGAUCCGCCUCGCCGCGGGUGCCGCCCUCUUGGCCGGUGUCAACGGCCAGUCGACCACCUCAACCACCGUCGUCGCUCCAACUACGACCGUGACCCCCAGCACCACCGUGACCGUGGCUAACCCUACGACCACGGUCACCGGCGGCGGUACCACCACCACCUUGACCUCUUCUGCCAGCUCCAGCAGCACGGCUUCCACCAGCACCUCCAUUGCGACCAGCGUCGGCAGCUCUACCGUCACCGUCAUUGCUCCCACGAGCACCUCGGUGACUACGGACUCCUCCCUUAGCAGCGGUGCUAGCACCGUCCCGAGCACCACCGAGACCUCGACUUCUACCGACUCGACGUCCUCGGACCCGGGCACCGCCACCACGUCGACCACCUCCACCGACGUCGUCACCUCUACCGUCCUCACGACCACGGCCCUGAACACCACCGAUCCCGGCGUUCUCCCUACCUUCACCAGCUCGACCGUAACCCUUCCCAAUAACAGCACUACUGUCGUCCCGGUCCCAGUUGAUCCCACCACCGGGCCCAUUGUCACCACCCCUCCCGUCUUCCCCAACGGAACUGCCCCUAUCACCAUCCCUCCCCCGGUGACAACCACUACUUGCAACUACAACGGCACCUGCAAUGUCAUCACCCUGCCCCCUUUGACGACCGUCACCCGCUGCAACUUUAACGGCACCUGCUCAACUUACACCCGCCCAGUCUACGUUCCCGCCACGAGCACCGAGCCGCCCUUCUAUACUGACUGCUCCACCCUCACAAAGACGUACACCACCUGUAACAACGCCGUCUGCAGCACCGUCACCACCACCACUACUUCGUCCUUCACUCGCCAGGGAACUCCUACCCCUACUGGGCCUGGUGGCUCGACCAUGGUUACGAAGCCCUCUAACCCGGCCUCGCCUCCUGUCAACCCGCCUACCAACCCGUCGAACCCGCCCACCAACCCCAGCAACCCUCCUACCAACCCAAGCAACCCUCCCGCAAACCCUUCCAACCCUCCUACCAACCCUCCUUCAAACCCUCCUUCUAACCCUCCUUCUAACCCGCCUUCAAACCCUCCCUCCAACCCUCCUUCCAACCCUCCCUCCAACCCUCCCUCCAACCCGCCUGCCAACCCUCCCGCGCAGCCUCCCGCGAACCCUCCUGCCUCCAACCCUACCUCAAACCCUACCAAGCCUCCCGCCGGCAGCUCCCCCGCGACCACCCCGGCCGUCCCCACCACCGUCAGCGGCACCCGUCCCGGCACCACGUCUCCCACCGCCGUGGUUACAGCUGGCGAGCCCGCUCUGAUGGCCGCGAACGUGUUCCCGCUUAUGAGUGUUCUUGGUGCGGUUGCUAUUGGUAUGGUUGUGUUCUUGUAA